Molecule: messenger RNA, 1671 nt
Organism: Ectocarpus sp. CCAP 1310/34
Lineage: Eukaryota; Phaeophyceae; Ectocarpales; Ectocarpaceae
Source: the annotation of a GenBank genome assembly
GCCGCUGCUCAAAACCAAGAUUAUAUUUGUGCCAUGGGAGAUGGCGGUGCUGCUGUUGGCUUUCGAUACGGAGCCACAACCCCAGCGACGGGGUACAAAGUGUGCGGUACACUUCUCCUCCGUUCAGCGGGAAAUCGAAAGAUUUCAACGAAUGGCUAAAUGAUUUCCGCAUGGCAGCUAAUGGCGCAAACCUGUUGGAACAAUUUGAAGAGAGCGGGAGCUUGGAGAUCCCCGUCAACAGCGGAAAGAGCAAGUUUUCGCUGUCACAGAAGCACCGGAGCGAGUAAGUAGAGCUCGCAUUCCACGCGUGGAACUUCCACGCGUUGAACGAAAAAGAUCGGAAAAUCAUGAAGAGGGCAGAGACGCCCCAGGGAGCUCUUCGUGAGCUCAAGACCAUACACGACCCUGAAUCAUCUGUACAUCCGUCAGAGGACCUCAAGUCCCUGACGUCGACCAAGAUCUCUAGAGGUGAAAACCCCCAAAACGCCCUCAAUGAGAUGCUCCAAACCGCAAAGUCCUUAACCGAGAAAGGACUAACUGUCAACGAAACGUUCGUCCUUCACCUCUUCCUGGAUGCCCUUUCGGACGAGUAUGCCAUGACAAAGCACAACCUGCGACACGCGAAGGAGUUGACGCGGACCGGUGUGCUAAAGGAAGUAAUGAUCGAAUACAAGGCGAUCAAGGACAAGCUGGAGCAGGGGAAAGGAAAAGGGGCGAAGGGCGCAGAGCAAGCGUACUUCGCCGACGGUGAGGGCCGCAGGGAGCGGUACUCAAGUAGGAGUCAGGGGCAAGGUCGUGGUCGUGGCGGCGGCCGUGGCCGCAGCAGCAGUCGUGGCCGCGGCGGAGGCGGUCGCGGCGGCGGCGGCGGCGGCGGUCGCGGCGGCCGCUCAGGCGGAUCCGGAGGAGUCGAGGAGAGCAAGGAAAGCAGCAGUGGAGGCGCCGAUGGCGGCGGAGGAGGGGACUAUAAGUUCCCGGGCCGGUGCUUUAGGUGUGGACAUCGUGGACAUCAAGCGAUCGGCUGCAUUACCAACGAGAAGGACUUCGUGCCGUGGUGUGCGCGCUGCGAGGGGUGGGGCCACACCAAAGAAAAGUGCGCGACGGAGGAGGCCGUCCUAGUGCAAGUGGUGGAGCAUGAGAGCGACGUGGACUCCGUGGAAGACCAGGCGUUUUGUGCCGUGGCAGUCCCCCCAGGCGAGUGUGGUACCGUUGGUGAAGUAGGUCUAGUGGGGGUUGUGGAACAAGGCCAGGCGGUGUACGUGGCCGACACAGCGGCCACGUGCUCCAUGUUCCGAUGUGCAGACAACUUCGUGAACUACCAUGAGCGGAGCGGUUGGGUGAAGGGGAUCGGAGGCGACAAGCCCCCCGUUCCUCUUCUAGGAUACGGAGAUAAACCUUAGUCCUACAGACGGAAGAUGGUGGAGUACCCGUACCAGUGCUGAAUGCUGCCCAUGUUCCAGAGGCCCCCUACAACCUCCUCUCGCUGUCUUCGUUGGCGGAGGAGGGCCACACGUAUUCGGGGAUGAAGGGGGGCUCACGCUGACCACGAAAGCCGGGGGGGAGGUGUGGUUCCCCCGUACUGGAAAGCUGCCGACCCAACGAGGCUACCAAAUAAAGCCAACGCUACACACCACUUGUGCCGCACUCAUUGUUCCUGGCGACGCGAAAGCAGCC